AUGAUAGUCUACUGUAUUAACAGCAGUUUUGUGGUAUUAGGUGGCGAUAAAACAAGCUUAAGGGACAGGAAAACAACUCGACUGUUUGGCGUUAACAUCAUCGACACGAUUGGUCCCCAAUGGCAGCAAUACAGAUUUAGACAGUUUUACCUGGACGUCUCGGACUAUCCAGUUAUUUCGACUACAACCAGUCAGCGAACCAGAUGUUACACUGACAACAGUACAGCUCCUGCUGUACCUCCAAAUAUAAUUGAGAUUCCAUGUAAACAGACGGCAAGAUACAUAAUUGUGGAAACAGAGUACAAAUAUCCAACUGAUAAAGGUCCAAUCCUAGAAAUUUGUGAAAUAGAAGUUUAUGGUUGUGAAGUUGGUUAUUAUGGCCCAAACUGUUCAUCUUGUGAAGGUUGUUAUAACUGUGACAUUGCAACCGGCUGUCCCUGUAGCAGUAAUUGUGUAGACCAGCAAUGCAAUGAAUUUGGCAACUGCAUCCAAUGUUAUCAGGGACGUUGGGGAGAUAAUUGCCAGAAAAUUUGUCCAACUUCGUGCAAAUCGAGAUAUUGCAUCAACACAAAUGGAUUUUGCUAUUCCUGCAGCGAUGGAUACUUUGGAGAUAUAUGUCAGAAGGAUUGUUAUGCAAAGUGUUCGGGACGAAAAUGUAACAAAUACACGGGAAUUUGUACAACUGGAUGUGUAUCUGGUUAUUAUGGUGAUUUUUGUAAUAUUACUUGUGGUAACUGCAGUACUGGAAAUUGUUCUAGAUAUACCGGACAUUGUGACACCUGUAAAUUAGGUUAUUAUGAAGAGAAGUGUGAUAGACAGUGUAGUGACACUUGCCUCGAUUUGGAAUGUAAUAAAGAAAAUGGCUAUUGCAGUCGUGGUUGCAAAUACGGUUUCUAUGGGGUUUAUUGUGAAAAUGAAUGUAGUGAAAACUGCAAACAAACCAACUGCAACAGAUAUGGAAUUUGCAUUAAUGGAUGUAAACCGAAUUGGACUGGAGGAAUUUGCAACAAAUGUGAUGCGACUCAUUAUGGAGAUGAUUGCUCAAACAUGUGCAGUGUAAAUUGUAUCAGCCAGGCAUGCAACAAUGUUACUGGUGUUUGCACUAUUGGGUGUGAGAGAGGAUUUUAUUCACAGAAAUGUGAACAGAGAUGUAGUGCUUCAUGUCCAUCUAGUUGCAACAGAGACUCGGGGAGUUGUGAGGGAGCAUGUCCAGCUGGUAAAUAUGGAGAUCAAUGUGAUAGGACCUGUAAUCAAAACUGUAAAAAGGUAUGCAGUAAAAGCAGUGGUUUGUGUGAUUCUGGUUGUAUUGACGGUAAAUUUGGACCAGACUGUCUCAAGGCCUGUGGUGGUGGGUGUGAUUCCGGAUGUCAUCAGUCCGAUGGGAGUUGUGCUUGUAAGACAGGAUGGCAGGGACGAUACUGUGACGUUUGUAAACCGGAUUAUUAUGGUCAUGAGUGUGAAUCUCAGUGUAGUUCAAACUGUUUGAACAGAACCUGUCUCUCAAACAAUGGUUCCUGUAUAGGAGGAUGUAAGGGACACUUUGUGGAUGAGAAAUGUUUCAUAGCACUUGCUGUAAGUGACCCGACUUCUUUGCCGACUACAGCUAUUGGUGCUGGGUUAGGUGCUGUACUAUUUCUUUUGGUUUUAAUAAUCAUCAUAGUCAUUUUUCUCAGAUACAAACGACGAAUGCGUCAAAAUUCCAAAUCAGAUAUGGUCUUCUAUAAAAAAGAGCAUGCCCCAUCUUCUGAAAACAAGUUGUACACAAACAUAGGUAAUGUUUCGGUACCGAUAGAGGACCCAGAAGAAGAACCACAAAUGGAGAACCCUGAGGAGGCUGUGUAUUAUAAUGAUCUAUCUGUGGCUAAGGAUAUCGCUGUGUCUGACCUACUGAGGAUAAUCACUGAGAGAGAAGCCAAGGAAAAUGAAAUAUUUCAUAAGGAAUUUAAGUCUCUUCCUUAUGGAGAAAGAUUUGCCUGCGAGACAGCUAAAUCAGCAGAAAACAUGCCCAGGAAUCGAUUCAAAACCACUUUUCCAUACGAUCAUUCACGAGUAAUUUUAGAAGUUGGUAAUGGCUUCACUACAGAUUACAUAAAUGCAAACUAUAUUGAGAAUAUGGAGGGGGAAAAGGAAUUCAUUGCUUGUCAAGGCCCACGUGAAAACACUUUAGUUGAUCACUGGAGAAUGAUAUGGCAGGAGCAUGUGGAAUACAUCGUUAUGUUGACCAACCUAAUUGAAGGACCAAAGGUGAAAUGUCACCAAUAUUGGCCAGAUGAAGGGAAAGAUCUGGAAAUCAAUCCAUUUUCCGUAACUUUGGUAGAAGAGAAAGUAUAUGCGUAUUUCGUCCAGAGAAAAAUGACUGUGCGGAAAAAGAAGGUCACUGGGUCAAGGACGGUCGUACAGUAUCACUUCACCCGAUGGCCAGAUCACGGGACUCCAAAUCCUCUGAAUUUAGUUGUAUUUCACCGACACUUCAGACACAAAAUCAAGCCUUCUCAACAUCCAAUAAUUGUUCAUUGCAGUGCGGGAAUUGGGCGAACUGGGACAUUUAUCGCCCUUGACGUUUUGUCCAGGUACGCCAAGGACAAGGGCAAGGUCAACGUCAUAGAGUAUGUCAAGGCCAUGCGUAGAAACAGGAUGACAAUGAUACAGAAUGUGGACCAAUACGUUUUUCUCUACCAUGCUUUGUACGAGUUCUUCAGAAGGAAACCCCAGUAUAAGAAGAAAGAUGAAUUUGUCCACCAGUAUGGAGAUGUCAACAGAAUAAAUACACAGAAACAUCUAACCAAUGAAUUCAAUGAACUGGUAAGCUUAAAACCACGGUAUGAUGCCCAUGAUUUCAAGAGUGGAAAGAAGUUUUUAAAACUGAACUUUACAAAAUCAGUCUUACCAGUUGAGCAAUAUCUGGUCUAUUUGACUUCUCAUGUACCUGGUAGAGAGUCGUACUACAAUGCAGUGAAUGUUUCUUCAUUCACCCGAGCUGAGGAGUUUAUAUCUGCACAAUUCCCAGUGUCUGGCGCGGCCAUAGACAUUGUUCGUUUACUUAUUGAUCACGAGUCAGCAUUCCUUAUUGCAUUAAACCCAUUAUCAGAAGUGAAGGAGUUACAAAGCUGGGUAGAGGAUAAACACAAUCUUGUCAAAUUAAGUCCAUAUACAAUAACAAAGGGUACAGAGACAUUACUCACUAAGGAGAUAAGAAAAACCACUAUCAACAUUACAGAUAAGGAGAAAAGCUCGGAAAGUCACGAAAUCCAAAUAUUUGAAUGCUUGAAUUGGAGUUCCGAUGAAGCACUGCCCAAAGAAACUUCUGCUUUGACAAACCUCAUCAAGCAAUUCAGUCUUGAUCGGAAAUAUCACCAAGACGGACACGUAACUGUGAUAUCAAAGGACGGUGCGACCUGCUGUGGAGUAUUUAUUGCUGUAUAUAACGCCAUAGAACAGCUACAACAGGAUGACGAGGUGGACAUAUUUACUAUAGUACAACAGCUUCAGUGUAGAAGACCAGAAAUGAUAUCUACAAAGGAAGAAUAUGAAUUCUGCUUCAAAGCAAUAUCUGAUUUUCUAAAUACAGACAAUGUGUAUGCCAAUUCUUAAAAGAAAACAAUUGUGAGACACCUAAAAGAAUAUUGCAAACACAAAUUUGAUAAAAAUUAUUUGUCAAAUAGUUUUUAUUGUCUAUUAUAAGGGUUUUUCUUUUAGAAUUUAAAGAUAACUAUUAUAUUCUUUUUUUCUCUAUCAUUUUAAUAUUAAGCGUUAUUUAAAGAGAAGUCUAGUCAUAGUUCAUUAGAAAUAAUGGCACAUUUAGUAUUCUCAUCUCAAUAUUAACUUACAUGUAAAACUACUUCUAACUCUAUAUGUAAAUCUUACUUAUAUCGGUUACCUUUUUGAGGUAAGAUUAUUUGUAAACUUUUUGCUUUGAAAAACCUUUUUAAAUGAUCUUUUAUCUUUCUUUUUAUUAUUUCUAUGAUACUGAUAAUAUAUAUUGUAUAUACAUGUAUAUCAGUUUCUUUCCUUCAUAAAAAGGUUUCUGUUAUUAGAUAGAGAACAUUUUUUUCUAAAGGUUGCUUAACUAGAUGUCAAUUAAAGUUAUUUUUUAUAUUUCACGCAACAAGUUGCGGGAGGUAUAAUGUUCUUGACCCGUCCCUCAGUCAGUGUCAGUCAGUCAUUAUGCCAGUCCUGUUUUUUUUUUCAGCGCAACUCCUCAUAAACCGCUGCACAGAAUUUCGUCAUUUUUUAAUAUAAAGGACACAAUGUGUAGAUUUGUGUAUCACGAGGAAAUUCCGAUUCCUUCAUUUAUUCCGGGAAUUUCUGAACUUUUCAACUUAGAUUUUUUGGUCAUACCUUGAAUAAGACGUGUAUAGUUUGUCAGCGCAAUAACUCAUAAACCGCAACACAGAAUUGCGUCAACCUUUGCAGUUAUUUAGGACACAAUGAGUGGAUAGGCGUUUUACCAGGAAAUUAGGAUCCCUUUUUUUU
Molecule: messenger RNA, 4473 nt
Organism: Saccostrea cuccullata (small rock oyster)
Lineage: Eukaryota; Metazoa; Mollusca; Bivalvia; Ostreida; Ostreidae
Product: receptor-type tyrosine-protein phosphatase alpha-like
Exons: 24
Coding region: 1-3591 (1196 amino acids)
Biological process (GO): protein dephosphorylation
Molecular function (GO): protein tyrosine phosphatase activity
Source: RefSeq, a predicted model, not a curated record